Pristis pectinata (smalltooth sawfish) is the source of this 2990-nucleotide messenger RNA. RefSeq names its product NF-kappa-B inhibitor beta-like. The record is from RefSeq and is a predicted model, not a curated record. The coding region runs from base 254 to 1303 and encodes 349 amino acids. Gene Ontology annotation, molecular function: protein binding. The transcript is spliced from 6 exons. Lineage: Eukaryota; Metazoa; Chordata; Chondrichthyes; Rhinopristiformes; Pristidae. Gene Ontology annotation, cellular component: cytosol. Gene Ontology annotation, biological process: signal transduction; cellular response to lipopolysaccharide.
GAUUGGGCGCGGCCUGGGCUGGGGGGGGGAUUCCCGUCAGCCGGGAGGGUAAACAAGGCGCCGGCCAUCUUCAUGUGAGGGACCGGCCGGGGGGGUGGUGAGGCGCCGGCGUUUUCUCUGCGUUUACCCGGCGGAACGGGCCAAAUGAUGGGCGCUUUACCUCACGGAUCCGCCUGAGGAGGCGGAAUGUGUCGUUAGAAUCGCGGAGGAGGGGAGUUUGAGAAGCGGCGCUCGUCCGACCGUCGACGCCAACAUGGAGGUUCUGAUCGAUGAGGGGCGGCCGAAGGUGGGCGCGGGCAAGGCGGCGGCUCCGUGGGGCGGCGAGGCCGAGGCCGAGGAUCACUACGACAGCGGCAUCGGUUCGCUCAGCGAGCUCCAGAGCCGCCAGUUCGGCCCGUUGGACGAGGCCAAGGCGGCCGGCGAGCCGGAGCCCGACGUGUGGCCGAGUAGCCAGCAGCGGCUGGAGUGCGGCAUCGGCCAGAUCACCCGCCGCCUGGAGCGGGUGGAGCUGCGGGGCGGCGAGCAGAGCUCUCCUCCCGGCGACGUGGGCCGCCUGCUCGGCUACCGCACCGAGGAUCUGGACUCGAUGCUGCACCUGGCCAUCAUUCAUGAGGAAGACUGCCUACUGGAGCACCUUCUCUAUUGUACAAAGGGUACAGAUUUUCUCGACCUGCAAAAUGACAUGAAGCAGACUGCGCUGCAUUUGGCUGUGAUCCUUGGGCGACCAGAAUUAGUGAAGAAGUUGAUAGCAGCUGGAGCGAACCUCUUGCUUCAAGAGAAGGAUGGGAACACUGCCUUACACCUCGCUUGCAAGGAAAUGGCACUUGCCUGUGUUCAGGCACUCCUGUUUCACCAUUCCAGCGACCUAAGUUAUUCCAAUUUGUUGGACCCUUCACAGUUCAGACAGCAGCUACAUUUCUAUAACUACCGAGGCUUCACGCCCCUCCAUGUGGCUGUGCUGCUUAAUGAUGUUCAGAUUGUUGAGUAUCUUCUGCAUUUUGAAGUGGAUGUGAAUGCAAAGGAGAAAUGUGCAGGUCGGACUGCGUUACAUCUGGGAGUAGAACAGCAGAAUCGUCACGUCGUCAAACUGUUACUAAAUAGGGGAGCAGAUGUUCAUGCCCAGAUGUACAAUGGCUGCACACCAAUUUGUCUGGCAGUGUACAUGCCUGAUUCUGGAAUAACUCAGAUGCUCAGAGACUAUGGCUCUUCAGAACCGCUUACAGACGAUGAGUCAGAUGAAGAUGAAGGAAUUGAUGAAGACGGUGUGGGCGAGUAUGAUGACUUUGUGGUGCAUGGAUGUUAAGAUCAGAAAAUCCUGCAGUGUCAUAUUUAAAGAUUAAAACUGUAGCAUUAAAGUGGUUCAGCUUGACUGCUGUGAAGAUCCUUUAAUCCCUUUUUAACUGUUGUGUAACUUUGCAUUGAAACAAUAUCUAGCAUUGGAGUAGUCUUUAUAUCCUUGUGUCUGCAAGUAUGGGUUUGUGGUUUGAAUGCAACUGGCUGCCAUCCUUUCAAAAGGGGAACUCAAUAGAAAAAUUCCAAGCAGGUGGGAUAGAGAGCAGGUCCUGGAGUUUGGCAGCAUAGGGUGGGCAGAGUGUGGAGAUGUGUACAUGGUGUGAGGCAAACAGGCCUUGAUCCUGAUCGCUAAACCCGAAUGGUGGAGGAAGGAGUGUGAGGAUGGGUUUGGGUUGUGUUGUAGUGAUGGAGUGGGGAAGAGGCACGUGGGAAUAAAAGGAAAGGGUGAUGUUCUUAAUAUGUGCAGCUCUGCUGCUGCUCCCACUGCAACAUGGCUGCCCUUCAGCCAAGGUUCCAUCAGUGUCGUUCCUGGCAGGAGCCAUGGAAGUGAAUCUGGCGCAAGUUUUAAAGAAGUAGUCCCGUAUUUCUGCUCUGCUGCAUCUGACUCCUUGGCACCGACAAAGAACACUUUGUGCAUGCUGACUUGUGCAAACUUGUCACUUUUGUUACUGCAUGAAUGCUGAUUGUGUUUCUUUUGCUGCAGGAGCUUCCCAGCAAUAGUGUACCAAAAUUACUUGUAGGAAGUUAGUCAGCAUUUAAGGAUUUACAUUGCAAUGUAUUUGAAUGGACUACAGCUGUUUCAGUAACUUAAUGCAAUUGGAUUCAUCCCUCUUGGUCAGAUAGGGAGAAUAGAGUCUGUGUGUAGCUGCACCUUAGACUACUGAUUGUGUGAGGCGUAGAAUCACUUCAUUCACAAUGAUUAGUAAAAGAAUUUGCAACUCAGCAAUUCAAAAUACUCAUAGUUUUCCUUUUAACCUCCCUUGGCUUAAAUGUGCAAGCAUAUGCUCAGUGGCUUAGGACAAGGAAGGGAAUUGAAUAAUAAAAGUAUAAAGCAAAAUGAGUUUCCCGAUUUCAUAAAAGUAAGUUAUAGGAAGUCCAUGUGUUAAGACCAUUUCUUGAUUUGAUGAAUUUCAUACAUAAUUUUUUUGAUAUUUAAAGGAGUCUUCUCGCCUCAAUAGCUUGUCCUUCUCAGUUGCAUUGGUAUGUUUGGUGAGACUCCUUUUGAAAGCCAGGAAGAGUGAGGGGUAGGGGUGUACUCACUGCUUCCUCUCUGUUGUUCCUUCAGAAGUUUCACGCAUUGUAAUGGUUCCCAUUCGGAGACCCACAAUCAAUAACACUUAUGUCCUUGGAAUUUGGCCAUCCUUCAUCCUUCAUCGAAGGCUUAAGUUUGGUGUUGGCCUUUGGAUUGCAGUAGGCUGAGAUUUGGAAAUCCCUCUUGAAGCUAGUUUGUUACUGCUAGAAGCAUUAUCAAGGAAAUAAGUGUGUGAAAAGAUCGGUUGGUCUACUGGGAAUUCCAUUCAGAUGAAUGCAAGCUCCUUGUGAGCUAGUAUAGAAGGGUGAAGUUUCUCACAACCUAGUUGUUGUAAUUUAAGAUCUUUGCUUUGCCUUUGCAAACUUCCUGCUUCCAGCUGUAAUUCCUUUAAGAGAAUCUAGAGAGAAGAGGGAUCAGAAGAUGAAAAUAAAACCCUUUAAGCCUG